This is a messenger RNA of Centruroides sculpturatus (bark scorpion), 3747 nucleotides long. RefSeq lists its product as uncharacterized. The annotation marks the transcript as partial. Lineage: Eukaryota; Metazoa; Arthropoda; Arachnida; Scorpiones; Buthidae. The transcript is spliced from 4 exons. The record is from RefSeq and is a predicted model, not a curated record.
AACCACAAGACUGCCCGACGAGAAGAAGAAAGAGGAUAGAAAUUAACCGGCAACAUCCAAAAACUGGUGCUUUUGUACCGGAAUGUACCGAUAAUGGAUUAUACUUACAGACCCAAUGCCAUAAGAAAAAGACAAAUGUGGUCUGUUGGUGCGUUAAUCCAAGAACUGGUGAACCAAUUCCUUCCAUACCUGCAAUGAAAGAGAGAUCCGAUUGUGAAUCUGUUCGAAAGAAUGUUAAAACCAAGGAUAAAAACCAAGACUUAAAACCAAAGGUUAAAACCAAGGAUAAAAACCAAGACUUAAAACCAAAGGUUAAAACCAAGGAUAAAAACCAAGACUUAAAACCAAAGGUUAAAACCAAGGAUAAAAACCAAGACUUAAAACCAAAGGUUAAAACCAAGGAUAAAAACCAAGACUUAAAACCAAAGGUUAAAACCAAGGAUAAAAACCAAGACUUAAAACCAAAGGUUAAAACCAAGGAUAAAAACCAAGACUUAAAACCAAAGGUUAAAACCAAGGAUAAAAACCAAGACUUAAAACCAAAGGUUAAAACCAAGGAUAAAAACCAAGACUUAAAACCAAAGGUUAAAACCAAGGAUAAAAACCAAGACUUAAAACCAAAGGUUAAAACCAAGGAUAAAAACCAAGACUUAAAACCAAAGGUUAAAACCAAGGAUAAAAACCAAGACUUAAAACCAAAGGUUAAAACCAAGGAUAAAAACCAAGACUUAAAACCAAAGGUUAAAACCAAGGAUAAAAACCAAGACUUAAAACCAAAGGUUAAAACCAAGGAUAAAAACCAAGACUUAAAACCAAAGGUUAAAACCAAGGAUAAAAACCAAGACUUAAAACCAAAGGUUAAAACCAAGGAUAAAAACCAAGACUUAAAACCAAAGGUUAAAACCAAGGAUAAAAACCAAGACUUAAAACCAAAGGUUAAAACCAAGGAUAAAAACCAAGACUUAAAACCAAAGGUUAAAACCAAGGAUAAAAACCAAGACUUAAAACCAAAGGUUAAAACCAAGGAUAAAAACCAAGACUUAAAACCAAAGGUUAAAACCAAGGAUAAAAACCAAGACUUAAAACCAAAGGUUAAAACCAAGGAUAAAAACCAAGACUUAAAACCAAAGGUUAAAACCAAGGAUAAAAACCAAGACUUAAAACCAAAGGUUAAAACCAAGGAUAAAAACCAAGACUUAAAACCAAAGGUUAAAACCAAGGAUAAAAACCAAGACUUAAAACCAAAGGUUAAAACCAAGGAUAAAAACCAAGACUUAAAACCAAAGGUUAAAACCAAGGAUAAAAACCAAGACUUAAAACCAAAGGUUAAAACCAAGGAUAAAAACCAAGACUUAAAACCAAAGGUUAAAACCAAGGAUAAAAACCAAGACUUAAAACCAAAGGUUAAAACCAAGGAUAAAAACCAAGACUUAAAACCAAAGGUUAAAACCAAGGAUAAAAACCAAGACUUAAAACCAAAGGUUAAAACCAAGGAUAAAAACCAAGACUUAAAACCAAAGGUUAAAACCAAGGAUAAAAACCAAGACUUAAAACCAAAGGUUAAAACCAAGGAUAAAAACCAAGACUUAAAACCAAAGGUUAAAACCAAGGAUAAAAACCAAGACUUAAAACCAAAGGUUAAAACCAAGGAUAAAAACCAAGACUUAAAACCAAAGGUUAAAACCAAGGAUAAAAACCAAGACUUAAAACCAAAGGUUAAAACCAAGGAUAAAAACCAAGACUUAAAACCAAAGGUUAAAACCAAGGAUAAAAACCAAGACUUAAAACCAAAGGUUAAAACCAAGGAUAAAAACCAAGACUUAAAACCAAAGGUUAAAACCAAGGAUAAAAACCAAGACUUAAAACCAAAGGUUAAAACCAAGGAUAAAAACCAAGACUUAAAACCAAAGGUUAAAACCAAGGAUAAAAACCAAGACUUAAAACCAAAGGUUAAAACCAAGGAUAAAAACCAAGACUUAAAACCAAAGGUUAAAACCAAGGAUAAAAACCAAGACUUAAAACCAAAGGUUAAAACCAAGGAUAAAAACCAAGACUUAAAACCAAAGGUUAAAACCAAGGAUAAAAACCAAGACUUAAAACCAAAGGUUAAAACCAAGGAUAAAAACCAAGACUUAAAACCAAAGGUUAAAACCAAGGAUAAAAACCAAGACUUAAAACCAAAGGUUAAAACCAAGGAUAAAAACCAAGACUUAAAACCAAAGGUUAAAACCAAGGAUAAAAACCAAGACUUAAAACCAAAGGUUAAAACCAAGGAUAAAAACCAAGACUUAAAACCAAAGGUUAAAACCAAGGAUAAAAACCAAGACUUAAAACCAAAGGUUAAAACCAAGGAUAAAAACCAAGACUUAAAACCAAAGGUUAAAACCAAGGAUAAAAACCAAGACUUAAAACCAAAGGUUAAAACCAAGGAUAAAAACCAAGACUUAAAACCAAAGGUUAAAACCAAGGAUAAAAACCAAGACUUAAAACCAAAGGUUAAAACCAAGGAUAAAAACCAAGACUUAAAACCAAAGGUUAAAACCAAGGAUAAAAACCAAGACUUAAAACCAAAGGUUAAAACCAAGGAUAAAAACCAAGACUUAAAACCAAAGGUUAAAACCAAGGAUAAAAACCAAGACUUAAAACCAAAGGUUAAAACCAAGGAUAAAAACCAAGACUUAAAACCAAAGGUUAAAACCAAGGAUAAAAACCAAGACUUAAAACCAAAGGUUAAAACCAAGGAUAAAAACCAAGACUUAAAACCAAAGGUUAAAACCAAGGAUAAAAACCAAGACUUAAAACCAAAGGUUAAAACCAAGGAUAAAAACCAAGACUUAAAACCAAAGGUUAAAACCAAGGAUAAAAACCAAGACUUAAAACCAAAGGUUAAAACCAAGGAUAAAAACCAAGACUUAAAACCAAAGGUUAAAACCAAGGAUAAAAACCAAGACUUAAAACCAAAGGUUAAAACCAAGGAUAAAAACCAAGACUUAAAACCAAAGGUUAAAACCAAGGAUAAAAACCAAGACUUAAAACCAAAGGUUAAAACCAAGGAUAAAAACCAAGACUUAAAACCAAAGGUUAAAACCAAGGAUAAAAACCAAGACUUAAAACCAAAGGUUAAAACCAAGGAUAAAAACCAAGACUUAAAACCAAAGGUUAAAACCAAGGAUAAAAACCAAGACUUAAAACCAAAGGUUAAAACCAAGGAUAAAAACCAAGACUUAAAACCAAAGGUUAAAACCAAGGAUAAAAACCAAGACUUAAAACCAAAGGUUAAAACCAAGGAUAAAAACCAAGACUUAAAACCAAAGGUUAAAACCAAGGAUAAAAACCAAGACUUAAAACCAAAGGUUAAAACCAAGGAUAAAAACCAAGACUUAAAACCAAAGGUUAAAACCAAGGAUAAAAACCAAGACUUAAAACCAAAGGUUAAAACCAAGGAUAAAAACCAAGACUUAAAACCAAAGACUGGAACGGGCGAACAGACUGAGCUCUCCUCCCGUUAUAUAACAAGUUAUGGAAAUCCGUCUGGCAUUCUCAACGAAGCAACAUUCUGGAGAGCAGUAUGCCGGUAUCGUUGGAAGCGCAUGAGUGAUAACUAUCGCAGGGUUGUCAAUGAAAUGGAAUUGUCCUUUCUCACUCCUUAUAUAAAAGACGAGGAAGCACUCCACACGAAUAUUUCUCAGCUACCAAAUUCCCAAAUAGAGGAAGAUCGUGAAGGUGACAUAACCUAUCCUACUGAUG